Molecule: messenger RNA, 1422 nt
Organism: Trichobilharzia szidati
Lineage: Eukaryota; Metazoa; Platyhelminthes; Trematoda; Strigeidida; Schistosomatidae
Source: the annotation of a GenBank genome assembly
GAAAUACGUUUAUCAAGGCUGAUGUCUGCACUAUUCAAGCAUCCUUAAGAUGACCUUGGAGCUAUGGGUUUUGAGCAUUAUGUCUAUCGUCACAACGAUCGUCAUCAUCACAUUUAUUCUUCUAAUCGUUAUGUAUCUCACCACAGAUCCAUAUCCCAAUCUAACACGGACUAGCGAAGAAGAGUACUUCUUUGAUCCAGAAUCUUCGGAAUGCUUCAAAUUACCAUACGGGCUUACAGAAAGACCUGAAAAAGAACUUUCAGUUAUUAUUCCGGCGUACAAUGAAGUCGAAAGACUUCCUACAAUGUUGGCUGAAACUUUGGAUUACCUUAAUAAAAGAAAAAAUUUAAAUAAGGCGUUUACUUUCGAAGUUAUUAUUGUAAACGAUGGCAGUAAAGACCAUACAAGAGAGAUUGCUCAGAAGUAUUCUAAAAUGGAAGGUUCGGAUACUGUCCGUGUCAUAUCCCUUAGUAGAAACCGUGGAAAGGGUGCAGCUGUCAGAAUAGGAAUGCUAUCAGCACGUGGUCGUAUACUGUUGUUUGCGGAUGCUGAUGGAGCGACUCAAUUUUCUGAUAUUGAAAAGUUAGAAGAAGCUUUGUCAUCGUCUAUAGCCAAUAGAUGGAAUGGUGGUAUGGCAGUUAUAUGCGGUUCUAGAGCACAUUUAGAAGAACAAGCAAUUGCUAAACGUCAUCCAUUAAGAAAUUUACUCAUGUAUGGAUUUAAAUUUUUCGUUUGGCUUGUUUGUGUUCGUGGAGUUCGUGAUACCCAGUGUGGAUUUAAAUUAUUCAGUAGACCUGCUGCUCGUGUACUAUUUCAUAAUUUACAUGUUGAACGUUGGGCAUUUGAUGUAGACCUCUUGUAUUUAGCUAAACAUUUUGAGAUGAAUAUAGUUGAAAUACCUGUUCAUUGGAAAGAAAUUCCAGGAUCAAAAUUGGUUCCAAUUUUCUCAUGGAUUCAAAUGGCUAAAGAUCUACUUAUGAUUCGUUUGAGGUAUUCCCUAGGAGCUUGGAAAAUUGAACCAGUUUAUACAUAAUGUGUUAUUGAUGUAGUAAACAUUCAUUUAGUCAUGAUAUUAUUAUUAUUAUCAUUCUUUUCAAUGCAUCGUGUACAUUCCUACUUGGGAUUCUUGUAUUUUAUACUUUAUACUUUUCUUCUUCUUCUUCUACUUCUUCUGUGAAGUUCCAUUCCAAUUAUUGCACAAAUUAAGUUGUUGUUUUUUUUUUCUCUUGUCAUAUUCUUCUAUUACUCUACUUAUUCAACACAUCUGUGUGUAUUGCUUUUUGUAAUUUCCUCAAUGAGAGAGUACUUAACUACAACUUGUACGCAGGAUUAUGCGAGAACACAAUGGAUUGUUGUUGUAUUGGAUUGGACUGGAUUGUUGUAUAAUGAUUAUGACUAAAAAAUUUCGGACAGGUGGUAUUA